AUGAACAACUAUCAAAUUUACGACGAGUUGGGCAAGGGCCGUUUCAGCAGCGUGUACAAGGGUCGUCGGAAAAAAACUCUCGAGUACCAUGCAAUCUCGUCCAUUGACAAGUCCCGGCGGCAACGCGUAUUCACAAACGUGCGUUUUCUGCGCUCCGCGGACCACCGACGCAUGGUCAAGUUUCACAACUGGUACGAGACAAACAAUCACCUGUGGGUAAUCACGGAGUUGUGCGCUGGUGGGGACAUGCGGCAGGUGCUGAACCUUCGCAGCCGACUCUCUGGGCGGGCAGUGCAGAUGUUUGGCACAGACAUCGCGGAGGGCCUCUUGUACAUUCACUCCCGUGGUGUCGUUUACGGCGAUCUAAAACCGUCAAAUAUUCUGAUGGACUCCACCAUGGCAAUGCGGUUUUACGACUUUGGGCUGUCGUGCGACUUCAACGCCGUACGUGGCGAGGGAACUGUGGGCACCCCGCUCUACAUGGCACCGGAGCUGUUUACAAAGGAGGGUGUCCCAUCUAUGGCCUCCGAUCUUUGGGCGUUGGGCUGCCUAUUGUAUGAGUUUGGCACCGGUAGGCCUCCGUUUGACGGCACGGACCUUGCCUCCCUCAUCGCGAACGUCAUGACGGAGCCCUUUCGCCGCCACGAGGCUCUCUCGGAGGAACUCAAUACCUUGUUGGAGUCGCUUCUGGUAAAGGACCCGCUACAACGCUCGACGUGGGGCGAACUUGUGACACAUGACUUCUGGCAGGGAAGGCUGCAGCUCCCCACGACUGCGUUUCCUCCCCAGCCCGCCUUUGAGAACUGGAAGCACCGCAGAGCAGCUGCAGGUGCAAGUGGUGGCUGGCCGAUGUCCGAAGAAGAGGUUAAGAGGCACGUAGAGUGGGCCGUAGAGAAUGCCAAGCGAAACUACACCAUUGCACAGUUUGCCAGUGAAGGGGGCCCCUCAAAGUGUCCCUCGAUAACGGAGGAAGUGGACUUGCAGGAUCACAGCGCAGCCAAUGACGCAGCGACCGAGGGCGGUGCCGCCGCCUCCCGCAUGGAUUCUCAGGCCGACGAACGACAGACGACGGCUGGGUCAACCGGCGUUGCUGUCAACGCCGCACACACCCAGUUUGCCCGCGAAAAGGAAGAUGCCCAUAAUGAAAGUGGCUAUGUGGCAAAUGAUGGCCCUACCGCCGCCGCGCGUGGCAACAACGACGCCAUCGACGCCAGCAACUUUGCGAGAGUCACUGUGGCUGUGGAAGAGCUAGAAAACAUGCACUUGGAGGAGUUAAUGAUGCACGCCUCCGACGCCCACAUUCGUCCCCUCGUGAUGAACAACCGCAUUGAACGGUUUGUUGAGCAAAAGUACGACCCCGGCACACUGGGGUUCAAUCCCCCUACGAAGUCGGAGCUAAAACACUCCAAUGAACAGCAGCAAUCCGACUUCAUUAAGAUGAUCUAUCGCACUCUUUCUUCCUCCUCGCUUGGCUACGAGGAGAAGUUAAAUGUGCUGUGCUAUUUUGAGACGGUCUGCAUGGAUGCACCGGUUGCGAAUUUCAUUGUGAAUAGCUCCAUCAUGAUGCUUUGCCUUAAGAUGGUUUCGCAGCGAAAGGCGCCGUCGAACUACCGCGCCACGGCCGCCUCAAUUAUGGGUAUCCUUGUGCGUCACGCCACCUUCAUCCACGCCGACCUCGCCAAGGCGAAUAUUCUCGCCUCCAUAAUUGAGGUCUACGGCGUGGAGGACAGCCCCCGGGUGAAGCGUAAACUUGCGGCGUGUCUGGGGGAGCUCCUCAUUUACAUUGCCGUGCAACGGGAGCGCGAUCGAAGUGUUUGGGGACUCAACGCCGCCGCCACGCUCAACCUCUACUUGUCCGUAUUGGGGGAGGCAGACGACGUAUUGCGGCACUACGCGGUGAAGGCCAUUGAGAAUUUGGCGUCGGUGAGUGAUCAAAGCGUAGCCCUUAACGUCUUUGCGAAGCCUGAAGUGGUGACGGCGUUGUUGUCUGUUUAUGCGCUUCCGCCCGCAUCUGGUCGCAGCGAACACAUGCGAUCAAGUGCGGCGUGCGCGGCACUCAAGCUGGCCGCACUGAAGGAGGAUCUUAUACCGGUGGUGCUGGAGUCGCCACAUUUGAAGCUGCGGUCGUACGGUGGGGUUCUCGCGGAGGUGACGGCGCCGAAAACGGCGCAGGCGUUGUUGACGUUCAUUAACAUGGCAAUUGCGAAGGGGCUUGCGGCAGUACGGAACCCCAUUGUAGAGCACUGGGGAAGGGAGGCGACAAAUACCUUUUCCGGCACCCGCCUUUCGCGAGAACAAGGAAAGGACAUCAUCGAACGUAUUAGCAGUGUCGCGGGGGCGGUGGUGGGCGGGCUGUGCGAGGGGUGCGACCAUGCCUCUGUCGCCGUCAAGGGCAAGAUGCUGUUGCACAUUGUCCUGCUCGGGUGCAUGAAUGAGAAACUGUUGCUGAGACUCUCUUCCAGUAAACUUAUCGGCUGCAUUGACGGCGUUGUGCGGGACAAGGAUUCCUAUGUGCAGCGGUGUGCGGCAGGCCUGACGCGUUACUUGGGGGCAUUUUUAGAGGCAAACUUGGCGGCCAUGGCGGAGGGGGCCUCGCCUGCUGCCGCCGUCGCCACUUUGAAUGCGGCAUGCAACGUCUUGACUGCCCGAAAUCUUGGCAUGAUGGUGGAGUUGCGUGAGAGUGUCUUUGCAAGCCUGGGUGCAUGCCUGGAAAAGGCAAUGUCGUCACCACGCUAUGCCGCCUAUGAAGAGGAAUUGAACAAAGUAGUAGGCCUCCUCACACAGAGCAGUGAGCGUAUCCUGAUGCAUCGUCGUGCUGUGGUGAAUGAGCUUUUUCCGCUCUACGUGCGUAUGCUGGGCGGCCCUGACGUGGAGCGUCGCUUCUCGGCGCUGCAUACGCUAAGUGCGCUUGUUGCCCCCCUUGUUGACUCAUCGGGUCUGGUGCGCGAGGAGCAAAUUGUGGAGGCGGAGAAGUUGGACCAGUUGUUGCGGACCGUCGCUUCCUCGCUUCCGGCGUUGCUGAAGGAAAACGAACCUAUUCCCAUUCUCGCCCUGCGUCUGGUUGCAACAUGUGGCGAGCGGCGGUCGAAGGCGUUUGCCAGCAUUGCCACAGUGGAAUUAGUAGAAGACCUGGUGCGUUAUAUGCUGCGAUCCAAGCAAAGCGAUCUUUCCGUGCCACUGCAGCUGCUCCUGUUGCUGGCGGUGCAGGCAGAGAAGACGGCGGAGAUCAUGGAUUGUUUGGCGACACAGGAGUUCUUCACGGCUGUCCUUUUGAAGACGCUAACGAUGGCGGUGACGAAGGAUCUCGACUACCUCCUGGAGCCAUGCUGCGAGCUCUCCGCCUUUCUGCUAAAGCAUGCCAUGAACCACACAAACACCCGUUUUGCACAGCAGUGCCUCCUCCUCCUCCCGCAGCAAGCAAUGGAGACCUUGUGGUUGCCACUUUGCGCCUCGCCGGUGCCCUCAGCUGCGGAAAAUGCCGCUGCAUGUGUGUGCCACUUCGUUCAUCUGACACCGGCGGCCCAGCACGACCUCCUAUCGACGGAGAGUGUGACCCGCGUGCGGGAAAUGAUCUCCGACCCGCGUGGCAACCCCACCGUCGUGUUGUUUGUGCUUCGUGCGCUGCGAUACUCCUGUGAGCACAGCCGCAAGCGGGACGUGCAGUGGCUCUCAGAGUGGCUCACAGCGGCGCUGAAGGCCAUUGCACGCGAAGGGGACAACAACAGGGAGUUGUCUGCGGAGGCCACAGCCAUUAUGGCGCUCACUGGCGCCUAG
Molecule: messenger RNA, 3774 nt
Organism: Trypanosoma conorhini
Lineage: Eukaryota; Euglenozoa; Kinetoplastea; Trypanosomatida; Trypanosomatidae
Product: putative protein kinase
Exons: 1
Coding region: 1-3774 (1257 amino acids)
Biological process (GO): protein phosphorylation; phragmoplast assembly; cytokinesis by cell plate formation
Molecular function (GO): protein kinase activity; ATP binding; microtubule binding
Source: RefSeq, a predicted model, not a curated record